Molecule: messenger RNA, 264 nt
Organism: Dichomitus squalens LYAD-421 SS1
Lineage: Eukaryota; Fungi; Basidiomycota; Agaricomycetes; Polyporales; Polyporaceae
Exons: 1
Source: RefSeq, a predicted model, not a curated record
GCCUCGCCCUCCAAGAAGGACUCUGCGCUGAAACCGAACCCUCAUCCAUACGCGAUCAAGACCACCUCCACCGGAAUCCUUACCCGCUCAAACUCUUCCGGAUACAACGCUAAUGCUACUUACCAUCACUACAUUCCUACGUCUCCGAGUCACAAUCGUUUCGAUUCUGGCAAGGGACAUCGCUCUACCAAGUCUUUGACAGCUGUCCCCGAGUCGCCUGGACGUGAGGCACCACGUCCGCUCCCCAUUCCACCGGAACUCGAC